AAAUAUUUUUCGAAGUGAAAGUCAAGUAUGUCAUCAAAAAAGAAAGUAUUAAUGGUGUGUUUAGGAAAUAGUUGUCGUUCUCCUAUAGCAGAAGCAAUAUUUUAUGAUGAAAUAAAAAAAUUAAAUCUUCUUAAUUCUUGGGAAGUAGAUAGUGCUGCACUUUUGAAAUAUCAUGUAGGUAACAAUCCAGAACCCAGAGCUAUGUCUACACUUAAGAAAAGAGGCAUUGUAUAUUAUACUCACACUGCAAGACAGAUAACAAAGGAAGAUUUUUACAAAUUUAACUGGAUAUUUGGAAUGGAUAAUGGAAUAGUUUAUAAUCUAUUACAAAUGCAACCAGAAGAUAGUCAAGCAAAAAUUGAGCUCCUUGGAAAAUAUGAUCCAAAUGGAGAGCUAAACAUACAAGAUCCAUUAUUUGAUAAUGAUAGUGUUGGGUUUGAAAAAGCAUUUGAACAAGCUGCAAGAAGCAUAAAAAUAUUUCUAAAUCAACAUAUAUAAUUUAUAAUGUUAUAUUUACAUACUAAUUUAAUAAAUAAUAUAUUUUUUUAUUUUGUUUUGAAAUAGUAAGAAAUAAUUUAUUUUAUAUAAUCUAUAAAUAUAUAACAAAUAAUUAUGAUUGUUAUUAUUAUAUAAAUUAAAAUAGUCC
Molecule: messenger RNA, 646 nt
Organism: Apis mellifera (honey bee)
Lineage: Eukaryota; Metazoa; Arthropoda; Insecta; Hymenoptera; Apidae
Product: low molecular weight phosphotyrosine protein phosphatase-like
Exons: 4
Coding region: 28-498 (156 amino acids)
Biological process (GO): protein dephosphorylation
Cellular component (GO): cytoplasm
Molecular function (GO): acid phosphatase activity; non-membrane spanning protein tyrosine phosphatase activity
Source: RefSeq, a predicted model, not a curated record